Messenger RNA from Oncorhynchus mykiss (rainbow trout), 1413 nucleotides. Lineage: Eukaryota; Metazoa; Chordata; Actinopteri; Salmoniformes; Salmonidae. The record is from RefSeq and is a predicted model, not a curated record.
AUGACAGCGUUGCACACUCUGGAGAGCAACAUCCGUCUGGUGAACCUGGAGUAUGUUAAGCCACCCAGCCUGGAGUAUGAUAAGUCACCCAGCCUGGAGUAUGAUAAGUCACCCAGCCGGGAGUAUGAUAAGUCACCCAGCCUGGAGUAUGUUAAAUCACCCAGCCUGGAGUAUGAUAAGUCACCCAGCCUGGAGUAUGUUAAGCCACCCAGCCGGGAGUAUGAUAAGUCACCCAGCCUGGAGUAUGUUAAAUCACCCAGCCUGGAGUAUGAUAAGUCACCCAGCCUGGAGUAUGAUAAGUCACCCAGCCUGGAGUAUGUUAAAUCACCCAGCCUGGAGUAUGAUAAGUCACCCAGCCUGGAGUAUGUUAAAUCACCCAGCCUGGACUCUGAUAAGUCACCCAGCCUGGAGUAUGAUAAGUCACCCAGCCUGGAGUAUGUUAAAUCACCCAGCCUGGAGUAUGAUAAGUCACCCAGCCUGGAGUAUGUUAAAUCACCCAGCCUGGAGUAUGUUAAAUCACCCAGCCUGGAGUAUGAUAAGUCACCCAGCCUGGAGUAUGUUAAAUCACCCAGCCUGGAGUAUGAUAAGUCACCCAGCCUGGAGUAUGUUAAAUCACCCAGCCUGGACUCUGAUAAGUCACCCGCAUGGACUCUGAUAACUCACAUAGCCUGGACUCUGAUAAGUCACCCUGCCUGGACUCUGAUAACUCAUAUAGCCUGGACUCUUGACAACUCAUAUAGCCUGGACUCUGAUAAGUCACCUAGCCUGGACUCUGAUAACUCACAUUGCCUGGACUCUGAUAACUCACAUAGCCUGGUCUCUGAUAAGUCACCUAGCCUUUACUCUGAUAAGUCACCUAGCCUGGUCUCUGAUAACUCACAUAGCCUGGACUCUGAUAACUCACCCCACCUGGACUCUGAUAAGUCACCUAGCCUGGACUCUGAUAACUCACCCCACCUGGACUCUGAUAAGUCACCUAGCCUGGACUCUGAUAACUCACCCCACCUGGACUCUGAUAAGUCACCUAGCCUGGACUCUGAUAACUCACCCCACCUGGACUCUGAUAAGUCACAUAGCCUGGACUCUGAUAACUCACCCCACCUGGACUCUGAUAAGUCACCUAGCCUGGACUCUGAUAACUCACCCCACCUGGACUCUGAUAACUCACAUAGCCUGGACUCUGAUAACUCACCCCACCUGGACUCUGAUAAGUCACAUAGCCUGGACUCUGAUAACUCACCCCACCUGGACUCUGAUAAGUCACAUAGCCUGGACUCUGAAUACUCACCCCACCUGGACUCUGAUAAGUCACCUAGCCUGGACUCUGAUAACUCACCCCACCUGGACUCUGAUAAGUCACAUAGCCUGGACUCUGGUAACUCACAUAGCCUGGUCUCUGGUCUUCAAGUUUGA